UGUUUUUUGUGUUUUUUGUUGACGUGUUAACAGUGAAUGUGUGUUGCAACCGUAUUGCAACUGUAUAUUAUGCAUCGGAAUGCACAAGGAGUGGAAACGUCAAAAAUUGAAAACAUUUAAAUAUACACUUGUUCUGUAUUUGUAAAUAAAUAAGCAUUUUAUACUCGACAAUUAAAAAAAUAAUCGUGACUUAAAUCUAAAUUUGCAAACCAAAGAAAUAUUAAAUGUUUGUAAUGUCAAUUUUGUGAAUGUAAGCAAAAGGAGAUUAAAAAAUAUAUUCUACAAUGGCUGACGUGGAAAUUCCCAUUACUGGAGAAAUUCAGUCUUCUGAUGAAAAACUACCGAAUUCUAAACGAUUCGAUUUUUCACAACUUGCUCUUCCACCACUGGGGCAAAUUACUUAUCCCCAGGCUCAAGAAUGGGUACAACAGAAGAAGGCUAAUGUCAAACCAUGGGCAUUAUUUUUAAAUAGCAAUAAUUUUAGACCACCGCCAAGUAUUACAAGAUUAAGUAAACGAGUAUUGAAAAAUUUAGAGUACUUCCAAAGUAAUUAUUUAUUUGUGUCAAUCAUCCUCAUUGUUUACGUUCUAAUAACGUCUCCACUGCUGUUAGUUGCCGUGGCAGGAUCAGUUGGAAUUUGCUACAAAAUUUCACAAAGACACACCACUAUUUUUAACAAUAAAUUAACUCUUCCUCAAGUGUACACCGUGAUUGGAAUAUGUUGUCUUCCUUUAUUUUAUUUAGUCGGCGCUGGAGGUGCGAUCUUCUGGGUACUCGGUGUUUCCUGUUUUUUGAUAACGAUUCACGCCAGUUUCUACAAUAUUGAUUCAGUACUUUGUCCUGGAGAGGAUGAACUUAAUUUAUUGCAGGAAGUAUAGAAUCUGAUAAAAACAAACACAGACAAUUUAAUCUAUUAUUAAUAUUUAAAAAAUUGUCUUGUCUGAUAUUUUUUUUACACUAUACAAAAAAAGAAAAUGCUGCGAAUUAUAAAAUUCCUCUAUUUAUAAAGAUUAAUU
Molecule: messenger RNA, 1016 nt
Organism: Leptopilina heterotoma
Lineage: Eukaryota; Metazoa; Arthropoda; Insecta; Hymenoptera; Figitidae
Product: prenylated Rab acceptor protein 1
Exons: 4
Coding region: 285-878 (197 amino acids)
Cellular component (GO): Golgi apparatus
Source: RefSeq, a predicted model, not a curated record